AUGACUACUCAAACAAUCACCGAUGAGAAAUUAUCACAUCAAGUAUCAAUAAACAUACCCUUUGAGAGUGAGAAACAAGCGCUGAUUGCAUGCAACAGUUUAUCACCAGACCUAAUUUUAAGAUCAACGGAACUAAGUGUUUCCUGUAGAAGUUCUGAUAGAAACUUAAUAUGUGAAUUUAGUGGUUCAAGUGAUAGGGUUAUAAGAGUUGCUAUUAGCAGCGUUAUUGAUAACUUAAAAACUAUAAUAGAGUGUAUGGAUGAGUUCGACGCUAAGGAGGAUGUGAUCUUUACUGAAGCAUAA
Molecule: messenger RNA, 303 nt
Organism: Debaryomyces hansenii CBS767
Lineage: Eukaryota; Fungi; Ascomycota; Pichiomycetes; Serinales; Debaryomycetaceae
Product: chromatin DNA-binding EKC/KEOPS complex subunit
Exons: 1
Coding region: 1-303 (100 amino acids)
Cellular component (GO): EKC/KEOPS complex
Source: RefSeq, a predicted model, not a curated record